GAUUACUCGAACAAUUGAAUCGUAGGUUCGGGAUAACCGCUUGUGCGCACCUGGAUCUCUCUCAUCAUAGAUAUCAUCAUUCACAUGUUGAGGUCAACACUAGCCAAAACUCUUAAUCCUCUUCCAGCUACUUUUCUACGAGGAGGGACGUCCAAAGGCAUAUUCAUCAAUCGCGACCACCUACCAAAGGACAGGAACCAAUGGAACCCUAUAUUUCUUGGGAUUAUGGGCUCUCCAGAUCCAGAACAUGGUCGCCAGCUGAAUGGCAUGGGAGGUGGAAUAUCUAGUCUUUCUAAGAUUUGUGUCGUUGGCUCUCCGACAAGCGAUCAGGUUUCUGAAGGAUAUGAUGCCGAGUAUACUUUUGUUCAAGUUGGCAUUCGCGAUAGCAGUAUUGACUACUCCGGAAACUGUGGAAAUCUAUCCAGUAUGAUUGGCGUUUUCGCACUAGACGAAGGAAUAUGUACCCGUACCCCAACGAAAUCAGGGUCCCUCACCACUCGACUGUUUAACACCAAUACGAAUAAGCGCAUAGACACCACAUUUCCCGUGUCUCUCUCUGACGACAAAAUGUCGCCCCUUCUCGAUCUUCCGCAAGUUUCUAUGGCUGGUGUGCCUGGUAGAGCAUCUCAGAUCACCCUGGACUUCAUAAAUCCAGCUGGAGCACGGACAGGAAGUCUUCUUCCCACUGGCAAGCCGAUAAACCUAGUUGACAUCACUGUACAAGGAAAAACUACCCAUAUUCCUGCUUCCUUAGUCGAUGCUACCAACCCCACUGUCUUCAUAACCGCUGAUGGUUUGCGGCCUAUCGUUGAACUCUCAGAAGGUCGCUCCAUCGAUUUUUCCAAGCCAUAUGUCGGCGAAGUCUUAGAAUCUAUCCGUCAGCAAGGCGCCCGCCUUAUGGGUCUAGAUCCUUCAGCUCAGGCUCAGCCUAAAAUCGCCGUUCUUAGCCCUUCGUCCGAUGCUGAUUAUGACAUAACUGUGCAUGCACUAUCAAUGGGAGUACUGCAUAAAGCAGUUCCCAUGACUGUGGGUUUAUGUCUUGGCGUCGCUGCCAACAUAGAAGGAACAGUGGCAUGGACACUUUCUUCCAGGGAAUCUGAUAGUGGAGGUGGACUGUUGAAAAUUAAGCAUCCAAGUGGACUCGUGGACGUUGGAGCAGAUUUUGAGGCAAAUGGAACGGUUAAAAGUGCGAAAGUGGUGAGGACAGGACGAAUGUUGAUGCGAGGUGCAGUCUGGUGGUGAUACUUAUAUUCGGAUUUUGGAUAUGGAGUACUAAUCGCGAGUUCAGUUCCGUCAGUGUCGGUCCAGUGUUUAGUUCACCAAUGGAAUAUGGGAAUAU
Messenger RNA from Serpula lacrymans var. lacrymans S7.9, 1339 nucleotides. RefSeq lists its product as uncharacterized. Lineage: Eukaryota; Fungi; Basidiomycota; Agaricomycetes; Boletales; Serpulaceae. The transcript has a single exon. The record is from RefSeq and is a predicted model, not a curated record. Bases 85 to 1242 code for a protein of 385 amino acids.